Messenger RNA from Funneliformis caledonium, 732 nucleotides. The record is from the annotation of a GenBank genome assembly. Lineage: Eukaryota; Fungi; Glomeromycota; Glomeromycetes; Glomerales; Glomeraceae.
AUGACUAAAAGGUCCGGUACAGCGCGUGUUUCACCUGAAGAACGUAUAAUGUUAAAUUAUGAAACUUAUCGAUCAACAUUAAUUGCGUAUCCCAAUACUCUACUUGGGACCAUGUUUCAAGAACGUAACCGUAAUCUUCAACACCCGAAUAAGGAUGGGGAAUACUUUUUUGACAGAAAUGGGAAAGCCUUUCAUUACGUGAUGGAAUUUUAUCGUACGGGUCAAAUUCUUUGGGAUACUAAAACCGUACUUGGAAUAAAAAAUGGAACCAAUGUGACCAAGAAGGAGCUCGAGGAGGAGCUUGAUUAUUUUCAGAUCAAACCAAAAGAUGUUAGAAUCGAAUCGGCAUUGACCUCAGCUUCAAGCAUAGUGGACAAAUUCAUUCAAGCUUUAGAAUCCUUGAUUUUAAAACAUGUAUCUCAAUUAGGAAAAACGAUCUUUAUCAAUGCAACUCAAGAAACGGUUUUAGUUAAUCGCGUAAGAUAUGAACCGGAAAUUGACCCUAUCGUCCUAAGGGCAUUUAACUUUACGGCUUAUCGUAUAUUAAAAGAAGUUGGAAAUGAAAUUGCUCAAUACUUAUAUUCAAGUUUUCCUGAUUUGAAUAUCGUUUGGAAAAGCGAAAGAAGUGAUACCGAUCCAAAAUGUAUUAUAGUUCAGCUCACCUUUAAUUAUAGUUUAAAAAUGAUAUUUGAAAAUUCACAAGUUGGAAGGAAGAGACCUAGGAUCAAUUAA